AUGUCCAUUGCAGAGCAAAUGGGAAACACUCUGCAACGCACAUCGAUUUCGACCAGCAUCAAGGAGAGACUCGACUUUUCAUGUGCGAUCUUCUCUCCAACGGGCAAGCUCGUAGCUAAUGCUCCACAUAUCCCCAUCCAUCUAGGAAGCAUGCAAUAUGCAAUUCAGUACCAGCACAAUCUCUGGGCCGGAAAGCUCAAACCUGGCGAUGUGCUUCUCACCAAUCACCCUGAAUGCGGUGGAACUCACCUCCCUGAUCUUGCGGCUGUGAUGCCGGUUUUCGUUGGAAGAAGGAUUGCCUUUUACGUGGCAGCCCGUGGGCAUCACACUGAUAUCGGUGGAAAGGGGAUCACAUCGAUGAUGCCUGACUCAAAAGAGCUGUGGGAAGAAGGGCUCAGCGUCAGGUCCAUGAAGAUUGUCGACAGCGGUGUCUUUCUGGAAGAAGAUGUGCGCGCAGUCUUGAUACGGGCGGGGGACUUCCCCGGCUGCAGCCCAACGCGCCGUCUUGAUGACAAUAUUUCCGACAUAAAAGCACAGAUCUCGUCAAAUCAAAGAGAAAUACACCUGCAAAAACUAUGUGAAGAAUUCACUCUGCCGGUCGUCCAUCUCUACAUGAACGCUAUCCAGUCGAGUGCCGAAAUUGCUGUCCGAGAAUUCCACAAACAAGUCGCACAGACACAUCCGGAGCCUCUGACUGGAGUCGACUAUUUUGACGACGGCAAAAUCACCAUUGACCCGCGAACAGGCUCUGCCGUCUACGACUUCUCUGGAACAGGACCGCAGAUGUGGGGUAACUUCAACUGCCCUAUCUCCAUAACGCAUUCGGCUGUCAUAUACACAACUCGAUGUCCGAUAGACGCUGACAUCCCUCUGAACGACGGCUGCCUGGCCCCGAUCGACAUACAAAUCCCGAACGGGUCCGUCUUGCCCCCGAGCUCCGCAGUCGCCAUAUGCGGCAGCACCCUUGCGAGCCAGCGUGUGAUCGACGCCAUUCGCGUGCAUUCGGCUGCUGUGCCGCCUUCUGCGGAGCCUGGCUGGAACUAUGGUGAGACGGUAUCUGGUGGGUGCGGUGCCGGGCCCACAUGGCACGGCGAAAGCGUCACGCAGACACACUCGACGAACACCAGAGGCAAUGAUCCAGAAGUGAUUGAGAAACGUACGCCCGUGUUAGUGCGGGAAAUAGCCAUCAACCGCAGGUCUGGAGGGAAGGGGCUGUUCAAUGGAGGGGAUGGGGCGACGCGUCUCAUUGAGGCGAGGAUUCCGUUGAAAUUCAGCAUCCUCAGUGAUCGUCGCGUCAUUGCACCGUACGGCAUGAAUGGUGGACGUCCUGGAAGCGUGGGGAAGAACUUUGUGUACCGAUGGAACGAGGACAGAACUAACUUUGAACGGAUGUCACUGGGGGGUAAAGCAGCGUUGUCGUUGGACGCGGGAGAGAUGAUGGAGAUCAGCAGUCCUGGAGGAGGAUGGGGAGUCCCUGUGAGCGAGUAA
Molecule: messenger RNA, 1488 nt
Organism: Monascus purpureus
Lineage: Eukaryota; Fungi; Ascomycota; Eurotiomycetes; Eurotiales; Aspergillaceae
Source: the annotation of a GenBank genome assembly